This is a messenger RNA of Mizuhopecten yessoensis (Yesso scallop), 8339 nucleotides long. Its product is annotated as ubiquitin conjugation factor E4 B-like. Gene Ontology annotation, cellular component: nucleus; ubiquitin ligase complex; cytoplasm. The coding region runs from base 166 to 3516 and encodes 1116 amino acids. The transcript has 26 exons. Gene Ontology annotation, biological process: protein polyubiquitination. Lineage: Eukaryota; Metazoa; Mollusca; Bivalvia; Pectinida; Pectinidae. Gene Ontology annotation, molecular function: ubiquitin-ubiquitin ligase activity. The record is from RefSeq and is a predicted model, not a curated record.
AUGACGUCACGAAUGAUGGCAGGCGAGAGACAUCAGAAGCAGUUCUUAGUUCUUGAAUGAAAGAAAAUUAUAUGCUUUGAUUCUAAAGACGAAACAAAUGUCUAAAAACAUUCAUCGAUCGCACAAACACUAGCUUGUAGGUAUAUAUUUCAGCUUACAGACACCAUGAGUGAACUUACACCGGACGAAAUCAGAAGAAGAAGGUUGGCUAGACUAGGUAGUCAGCCUAACCCAUCACCACAAGAUGCUUCACGGUCUCAGAGUCAAGGGCAACCUCAAGGCCAGAGCCCUGGAGCCAGUGGUGGUAGUCAAGUGGUAUCCAUGGAAACUCAGCCAACUAGAACUCCACCGAGCAGCUUGAGUGUUGAUCCAGUAACUCCAGAUUCACAAAGGAGCAUGGAUAUUGAUUCUGAAUGUUCGGAGAAAAACAGUUUCCAGUCACAAAUGGAUGUUGAUUCUGGCAUAGAAAACCCCAUGGAAGUGGAUGAUACAGAGAUGAAAUAUGAUGUGAAAAGGAAGAGGGACACCAGUAUUGGAUCAGAGGCUACAAGGGAACAGAUGCUAUCAACUAUCAGUCGGACCUUCUUAGUUUCCUGGAAGGAAGCAAACUCAGAAACUGUGUUCAUCCCUGACAUUAGUUGUUGUGUGGAGGAAAAUGAUGACAUAGAUUACAAAGAUCUUGUCAACAAUGUUGUAAUGGAGGUCCUAUUGAAGAUAACAGAUAGCAAAGACAAUCCAGUACUUAAACUCCGCCCACCUAUAGAAUCCUCUGUGUCACCGCGCAAACAUGGCUCUAGUCCAAAAGGAGCACUGAAGUUGGGGGCAGCUCCACUCCCUAAACGAGAAUUCUCCCCCAAGUACCCGUCCGAGAAGAUUAAGGAGGUGGACAUGAUAAACUAUCUCCUUGACUGCUAUGAGCGGGCUGGUAUAGAGGAGAGGACAGCCCCAAUAAAAGCCAGUAUCCCACCAAUGAGUGUAAUGUUAUCCACCACAAGGAGCCAGUGUGUAUGUCAUACGGUCCUGGUACUUCAGGGAGCACUCACUCAACCCAGAUCUACAGGUGGAAUGUCCAUACUACUACCCUACCUUCUUUCACACAACCUGCCACGAGGAUUCCUGUCGGAGCUGAUUCAGACAACUUACCAUGACAAAAACACAUUCAGUAUGGUAUUUGUGCCUGUGAUACAGAGCUUGAUACGGUUGAUACAUACGCUAUCUCUAGAUAAUGAAGAUUACAAAGAUCCCCUCACAGUGCUCUCAGAGUUAUGUGAAGUCAAGAGUGGAAAUUCCAGGCCAAUUUGUUCACUGAUUGUCCAACAGCCCAAUUGGAUUCCUGAGGCACUAUCACAAGCCUCUGGCAUGGAGUUGGAGAAACUCUCCCUGUUGGGACCAUUUUUAGGUCUGUCGGUGUUUGCAGAGGAUAAUACCAAGGUUGUAGAGAAGUACUUUUCAGGACAUCAGCUUACACCAGAAAACACUAAACUAACUCACCAAUCAUUACAACAUGGCAUGGAGUAUGUACGGAGUGAAUUAUUCAAGGUCUUCCAUAACAUCCUCCUCAACUCAGAGAGUAGGGACGCUGCUCUCACCUUCAUGGCCACAGCUUUAACACGGAAUCUCAAAAAAUCUCAAAUACAGGUUGAUGAGCGACUUGUAUCCGGAGAUGGAUUUAUGUUGAAUCUACUGUAUAUUCUUCAGAAAUUAGCAAAGAAAAUAAAUUUAGACAAAGUUGAUGUAUACUACUUAUUUCAUCCCAACGCAAGAGUUAGUAUAAAGUCAGAGACCAGACUACGAUCACUUCCAGAUGAUGCAGAUAAAUGGGUGGAAAGGAUUCAAUCUCAAAAGAACCCACCAUACCAAGAGCCGAAAUUUCCCACAGAAUGUUUCUAUCUGACACUCCACUGUCACCAUCUGUCCAUCAUCCCUGUCUCCCGUCGCUAUCAGAGGCGGCUUCGUGCAAUACGAGAUCUCAACCGCAUGGUAGAGGAGAUGGAGGCAGCAGAACCACAAUGGUCCAUCCUCCCUAAUGCCUCAAGAAACAAAGAGCUCCUCAAGAAAUGGAGGUCCCAAGCACAGAGACUACAAAAGAGCAAGCUUUGUGCUGACGCGGCCGUGCUGGAUGAGAGUCUACUAAUGCACUGCCUGGAGUUCUAUAGUACUCAUGCAGACUAUAUACUUAAAGUCAUGGAUCCGAAGAAUAGGGGAAUGACAUUGCCACUACCCGAUGACAUUCCGAUGCAGUUUUCAGCAUUACCAGACUUUUACCUGGAGGACAUAGCAGAUUUCCUACUGUUUGCACUUCAGUUUGUGCCCCAGAUUUUUGACGAUCCAUGCUCUGACCGCAUCAUACAUGUAUUGGUGGUGCUGAUCUGUAGUAGCACACGCUACAUCAACAAUCCCUAUCUCACUGCCAAGCUUGUCGAAGUCAUUUUCGUCAUGAAUCCUGCCAUACAGCAACAGACAGUGAACCUUCACACAAGACUACUCAUGCAUCCACUUGCUCUCCAGCAUCUAGUCCCUGCCCUCAUGACCUUUUAUACAGAUAUUGAGACAACAGGGGCCAGCAGUGAGUUUUAUGACAAGUUUACAAUUCGUUAUCACCUCAGCAUCAUCUUCAAGGCCAUGUGGAGCAUUCCAAGUCAUCAGCUAAGAAUGAUUGAUGAGGCUAGGAAUGGCAAACAUUUUGUGAAGUUUGUGAACAUGCUGAUGAAUGAUACAACAUUCCUGUUGGACGAGAGUCUGGACUGCUUGAAAAGGAUCCAUGAAAUCCAGGAAGACAUGGAAAACACAGUGGAAUGGGCCAAACAACCAAAAGAAGAACAACAGUCUCGACAACGUCAGCUGGCCAUGGAUGAACGACAAUGCCGCUCCUAUCUCACACUUGCUACAGAAACAGUAGACAUGUUCCAUUAUCUUACAAAGAAAAUCAAGGAGCCGUUUCUCACUCUGGAACUAGCUGACCGGUUAGCUGCUAUGUUAAAUUUCAACCUGCAACAGCUGUGUGGAUCAAAAUGUAAAAACCUUAAAGUGAAAAACCCAGAUAAGUAUGGCUGGGUACCUAGGAAGCUGCUGAACACACUGACAGACAUUUAUCUCCACCUAGACUGUGAGGCCUUCGCCAAAGCUAUAGCAGAUGAUGAGAGAUCAUACCGUAAGGAGCUAUUCGAGGAUGCCAUUGCUCGGAUGAUGCGGGCCAACAUCAAGACUCACAACGAGAUUGAUAGUUUCCGGUCACUGCAGAGUAAAGUUGAAGAUCUAGUCAAGCAAAAGAGGGAGGCAGAAAUUGACUAUGGUGAAAUACCAGAUGAGUUCAAGGAUCCACUUAUGGACACACUGAUGGUAGACCCUGUGAUGUUGCCAAGCGGUGCCAUAAUGGAGCGAGGAAUUAUUAUGAGACAUCUCCUCAAUUCUCAGACAGACCCAUUCAAUAGACAGCCUCUUACUGAAGAACAGCUUGAGCCUGCCACUGAAAUGAAGGAAAAGAUUGCCAAAUGGACUCGACAAAGACGGUCUUAGUUGUGAUCAAUACGGAACCUAGACCUGGAGGCGGCUAGAUUUUGCACCUCAGGAAAUGUCAUACAAAUGUCAUGUGAAUUGUUCAGCAGCAGGAAUCUUUUGGUCUGUCAGGAACAAGUGUCAUGUGACAUGUUUGGCAUAAGAGCCAUGUGAUUUGUUAGCAGCAUAGGUCAUGUGACGUGUUUGGAAUUAGACCCAUGUGAUUUGUUAACAACAUAAGGUCAUGUGACCUCUUUACAAGAGUCAUGUGACCUGAGUAAGAUAUGGAAUGUGUUUGUGUAAGUUGUUUGUGAUCAUGAUGUGUGUAAUUCCUCUACAAGGAUAGGAACUUAACACCAGACUUAAAUCAUAUAAUUACCCAUGACAUUGAUGAAACUUUCUGCAUUUUAACCAUUCAACAUAACAUUGAGUCGUAAAAUGGUAUCAUUUUGAGACAGUUUUCUCUCCGCAUUUCUUUUUUAUUUCCUCCAUCAAUAUAAGUGAUGUCUUAACUUUCCUUCAGCAGUACUUCUCAGUAUAGUAUUUGUCAGUCACAGAUUUGACGAACAAAUAGUGUCAUUGACAAUCAAUCAGAUGUAGCGUUGUGGUUUAUUAGCAUGACAGACUGCACAUUUCUGGUGUCAGUAUCAGUUAGCACAGUUAUUUUACAGAUGAUAAUUAACUUUAAAGCUAACAGUGCAAGUGAAAAAGAUAAAUUGAGAUUUAAACAAAUAUAUACAGUUUAAGCUCAAAAUGAUGAUCCCAAGGGACUACCUUUCUGGCUAUCAUAUCUAUAAAAUAAGCACCAACAUUAUUUCAUGAUUUGCUUUGUAACAAGGAUCAGCUUCCCUGGAUAUAAAAAAUACAUUACCAGUCAAACUUGAUCUCAAAUCAAUACGGUUAUAAUAAUAUACAGUUAUGUAUUUGACCUCAUCAAGAGAUUUUGAUUUUUUAUAUAAAAAAAAAAAAUGAAUUUGUUAUGGAAUUGUUUUAAGAUUAAGGAAAUUAUACAGAUUAAUUUUAGAUAGUUCAUGACAUUCAGGAUAUAAACUGGAGAGUCCUCAGACAAUCAGUAAUGUUACUAAACAAAGAAUGGCAUCAUAUGGGUGUCUGCCCUGUUGAAUCUCUUUGAAAUAACUAUCUUUGGAAAUUAUCAAUUUAUUGUUCUUGUUGUCAGAUUGUUAACAUCUUCAAAAUGCCAGUGGUUACGCUCUCCUUAUGUUCUGUGCAACCUUGGAAUAUGUCAUGAUAAAACUGAAGACAUAACCUUAUGGGUAGUUUGAUCCUUUGAGGUCCAUCAGAAGGGUCGGGAUGAAGCAUAACAGUAAAAUUGACUCCAAAGUCAGGUGUUGCUACUUCAUAAUCUUCAGAGAACAUGUACCAGCCUCAAAUAGCUAGCUGCAUAUACCUUGAUUUUAUCUUGACAUAUUUCAGAAGUGUAAAGAAAGUAAGUGCGCGAAACCCAAGGAAUUUUAAUGAUGAAUUAUUACAGAACAUCCUUAGUCUGAACUUUAUUUCUAAAUCGAAUAAGAUAAGCAUAUUGUAUGAGUGUCAUUGUUUCAAGUGUUCCCUCAUGAUCUCUUUUAGUAGGCUUUCGUGUUAAUUUCAAGUUAAAUUGUGUCCUUGUGUGUUGUCACUUUGGUAUACAUGGUGUAUAUACUUUUUUCUUACUGUCUGAUCCUACACUAAUUUAUAUUUCUUAAGUUUUUCCAAAACAAAAACUUUGAAACAAUUUUGCUGGCUUCCAUUGUGUUCCCUUAUAAAUUUGUGAUGAACUAUUUAUACUAGCUAUGUUGUUUUUGUCAAGACAUCGCAUUUAUAGACUUUUAUAGUCUGCAUAAAAGGAGUUUGGUAGUGUGAUGGUGUGUUAGAAUGACUACUAUGGUGAUUGUUAUGUUGCCAUACCUUGUGAUGAAUAUAUUCCUUUUGAUAGAAUGUGUGAAACACUUUAUAAUUUAAUUUUUUAUUUGCAUUAAUAUAUGUGUUAAAUAUUAUUUACAAUAUUUUGAAUACAUCUUAUUGUAAAAAAAUGUCAUGUAAAUAUUCUGUUUGCUUUGUCUCUUUAAGUAAUUAGUUUCUGAUAGUGUUGCUGUUAUCAUAUUUGUCCCCUACCGGUGGAACCGAUGGGGGGCAAGCCGAUAACGCCCAUCUGUCUGCCUGUCCAUCCAUCCAUUCUGUUUUGUCCAAGUCAUAGCAUUUCGACAGCUGAACAUUUUUGAUGAACCUUUUUAAAUGAAUUAGUCACAACUGGACAUUGUGUCGUGUACGAUUCUCAGGUUUAUACCCAAAUUGUCAAAGCCAAAGGUCAAAUCAUUUUAAUCUUAUUCUAGCAGAUGGCAUCAGAAAGACUGAACAAAAAUUGAUGUAUUUGUACAUGUAUAAGUGUCUGUCACGUGAUUAGCCAGUGUGUCACGGUGAGAGAUAUCUACUGCAUUUCAAUACUUCAGUAUGCUUUUUUUCCUUUCUUUUUUGUUCUUUUAUUUUAUUUCUGAAAAUUCAUGUUGGCACAAUCCUUAUUUGAUAUGUCUGAAAGUUAAUUGAGUACUUUGGAAUUACAAAUGUUAGGCUGUCAAAGUGAUUUGAAUUUGUGCAACAAACAACAAAAGUAGCUGAUGAAGGAAUUCACCUUUUAUGACUGUUGGUGUGAAGAAAACUCCCUUUUCUAAAACUUUUAACAUUAUAGUUAUGCAGAUUGAAAUCAAUUUAGUGUUUAGCUCACUUAGGCCAGAGAUUCAAGUAAGUUUAUUCCAUGGUGUUCGUCAUUAAUUUUUCCUUUAAAAACUGGAACAUGGUUUGUUGAAGGAGACAGGUAAUAAUAACAGAGAGUCUGCCUUUUAGUAUUGAAGGGUGCCUGCUCACUGUCUUGUUAACAUAACCUGUAUAAAGUAUUUGAUAGGUUUUAAGUUUAAAUACAAUAAAAGACUGGGUGAACCUUUAAGGCUCAAGGGCCUCUUGGUUUGUCUUGUGAUACUGAUUUAAUUAAAAUAUUUAAUAGAGGCAUUUUUUUUUUUAUUUUACAAUUCAAAAGGAUUUUUGUUAAAAAGAAGUUUUUCAAAUAAAAGCAGGUACACCAUGUUCCUGCUGUUAUGUCUAUAUAUUCAAGAUAAAUGAUUAAUCAGUGUACCUGCGGUAUAUUAUUGAAACACUUGUUUGCUUUAUUGGAUCUUAUAAAUUUCUCUACUUUUCUCAAAACCGGAAGUCAGUUGAGCUUUUUUGUAGAAAAUUAAACCAUUUAAUCUCUGCAACAUUAAAUUACGGUGGUAUUGAACAGUUUCUUAAAAAAAAAUCAACAGAUAGAGAAUAGAUAAGCACAGGGUUGUAUAAUUCUACUAGCCCAAUGCCGAAGACUAGAAAAGUCUGUGUCCAAACUAGAGAAAAAUUUUCAAUAUCAAGUAUGAAAGUAUAGGUUGGGCAUGUGGAAUAUUUGAAAAUAUGCUAGUUGGCUAGUGCUUUAAAACAUGAAAUUGUACACUCCCGAAGCAGCUUCUGUCAACAUAUUUAAUAACUAGCCAAUGUGUUUUUUUCUUAUUGACUCAAGAUUUUGUGUUCCUGUUUGUUUGUUUUUGUUUUUUUCCUUCUUGUUUUGUUUUUUUGCAUGUAUAUAGCGGAAUAUGUCCAGAAAUAAGGGUUUGUGAUUUUAAGAAAAAGCCAGAUGUUCUAUCCAAAACUCACUUGAUCGUCACCUGUACAGGCCUUCAUUCUGUAGUUACAUAAAAAGCAAACUUGAUUUUUUGUUUGCAAUAGGUACGUGUACUUACGGUUACUGAAGUAGAGUGCUGUUGGUAAAUGUUGAUCAAACAAUGUUGUGUAGAGACAUUUGAUUAUAAUAUAACAAUCAAAUUCUGUCUUUGUAUUACACCAUCACAAUAAAUGAUUUCAAUAUGCUGAUUUGUGUGGUGAUGAUAUUGUGAUAUCUUUCACAGAAAACCUUUCGUGGAAGAAGAAAGUUACGACUGUGUGCAGUGAACGAGAAAGAAAAAAUGGAUAUACUGUAAAAAAAAAUAUAAAUUAAAUGUAUGUGUGUCUGGUGCCAAGCACUCUAAUGAGAGACUAUGUGAAUGAAUGUUGUCUGCACACUAUUCAUUUUGUUAGGAGAACAUGUGUGAUUAAUGCGUUGAUGAUAUGUGGGACGCUAAGGUUUAAAACGAAAUAGAUGUCAAUGUCUAUUAUAAAUAUAUAUAAAUUGGCUAUCCAAACUGAGUUUGAUUGUUUAACUUAUUAUUUGUUAUAAGAAGAUAACAUAUAAAAUAAAAAUAGUUUGUAUGGAUUCUAUCAGGUAACCAACUCUCAUUGUUGGAGGAAAACAAUCCUGCCAACCUUUCUGGUAGCUGGGGUCUGGAAUCAGGACGUUUUUUGCAGAAGAACAAAACUAUUUUGUGAUAAGGGCAUGUAUAAGAAGAAUGUUGUGUUUUGUCCCGAGUAUGGGACAUAUAGCGAGAUAUUGACAUUCAGUGUGCCUAGAACUACAGUGAUAAUGGUGGCUGUGUAUGUGGGUUCAGAUUUAUUCUGCCAAUUUCAAGCGUUGUGACAUAUCACUGAUUCAAAUUCUUCAUUCACAAAAUUCAUAGAGUUUUUAUGGAUUGUUUUGAAAUAAAAAAUUGGGGAUAAAUGAUGUGAAUUUAAUGGCUGGACCAGUGAUUUGAAAAGUAGAAGUUGGAGGGUUGCAUACAGAUUCUAAAAGCCCAAUAUUUGUUUCCAGGUUCCAAGACAUUUUGAGGGUGGUUUGAAGAAAACUGAACAUUUGUUGUGUAUUGCACUAUUAACUUGUAGCUGUUUUGUGGCAUCUUUAUGGCAUACUAAAUUUUGAUGAUUAAGGAAAUCAUUAAAUUGUAUUGUACAUUAAA